AUGAAUUCAGAUGAUAGAAAACCAACAGAAAGUACUGAUGAACCAGUUCGAAAACGAAUUCGACCAGAUCCUUCACCAGAUAACAAUCCAGAAGAAACUGUUGGCAUUACUCAAUUCCUAUCAAAUCAUGAUGGUUUUGAUGGCAUAAUUAAAUAUCGUUAUUCGGAUUUUCUUGUCAAUGAAAUUUCAACGAAUGGUUCCAUUGUUCAUCUAACUGAUGUAUCAUGUCCAGAAUUUGAUUCACAUAAACCUACCUCAUUAAUAGAUGUUCCAAUUGACGAAGAAACCAUUGAGCGUAUGAAAACUUUAUCAAAAACACAUGAUAAAGAUACAAUUUCUAUUCCUUGUGAUAAUUUAACAAAAGAACAACGCACGUCUAUACAUCACUUUGUUCGUUCAAUUGAUAUUAAUCUUAAAAGUGAAUUAAUUAAUAAUUCGAUUCAAGUAACAUAUCAACCGAUUGGCAAACAAAUACGUCGAUCAACUGAUCAAUGGCCAGAUAAAACGAAACCAUAUAUUAAAUUUGUUCUUUAUAAAGAAAAUCGAGAUACAAUGGAUGCUAUUCAAUCAAUAGCAGCAUGUUUAAAUAUGAAUACAUCAUUAUUUCAAUAUGCUGGUAUAAAAGAUAAACGUGGUAAAACAUGUCAAGAAGUAACAAUUCAUAAAGUAUUACCAAUUAAAUUUAAAAAUAUAAAUCAACGUUUACCUGCUAUAAAAGUCGGAAAUUUUCAAUUAUGUGAAACUCCAUUACGUCUUGGUCAAUUACAAGGAAAUCGUUUUGAAAUAUUUGUUCGAAAUCUUUCAAUUAAUUCUCAUGAACAAAUAAAAAUUUGUGUUAAUAAUUUGAUGGAAAAAGGAUUUAUUAAUUAUUUUGGUUUACAACGAUUUGGUUCGCGUACAUUAGCAACACAAACAGUUGGAAAAUAUUUACUCCGACAUGACUGGUCACUUGCUAUUGAUGCUAUAUUAGCAUAUGAUGAAACAAUAACACACGAAUGGCUUCGUCAAUUAUUAAAUCAAUGGAAUAAAACACAUGAUAUAAAAACAAUACUUGAUGGUACAAUUCCAUAUCGUCGUUCAAUUGAAGUUGAUCUUCUUCGCGGUUUACAAAAUAAUGGUCCAACAAAUUUAAUUGGUGCACUUUCAUCUAUACCGCGAAAUACACGUUUACUCUAUUUACAUGCAUAUCAAUCAAUGAUAUGGAAUAAAAUUGUUUCAAGACGUUUAAUAACAUAUGGAAAUGAAAUACUUAUUGGUGAUCUUUAUAUCGAUGAUAUAAAUAAUGAUAAUCAUGUUGUAUAUGUAACAGAAACAAAUCGAAAUAAUAUUAAACUUGAACAAAUUGUUUUACCAUUACCUGGUUAUGAUAUUAAAUAUCCAUUGAAUGAUAUUCAUUCAUGGUAUCGUGAUUUAUUAAAUGAAGAUGGUAUUAAUAUUGAUCAAAUGAAAUAUCAUGUAAAAGAUUAUAGUUUACCUGGAAAUUAUAGACAAUUUCUUAUACAUCCUGGUCAAAUUGAAUAUAAAGUUGUUUCUUAUGAUAAUAUAGAUGAUGAUCCAUUAAAAAGUGAUUAUGAUCGAUUAAUGAAUAAUGAAAAUAAUGUAACACCAAAAUUAAAUAAAUAUACUGGUUUAAUUCUUGGAUUUUCAUUACCGAAAUCUUCAUAUGCAACAAUGGCAUUAAGAGAAAUAUUACAUCGAAAUGAAUCGCAACUUCAAACUCAUCAUCAACAAGACAAUCAAUCAUUAGAAACAACUGAUGAAAUAGAAGAUAUUGUUCUGUGA
Adineta steineri is the source of this 1782-nucleotide messenger RNA. The record is from the annotation of a GenBank genome assembly. Lineage: Eukaryota; Metazoa; Rotifera; Eurotatoria; Adinetida; Adinetidae.